GACAAUGAAACAUUUCUCUCUGUUUUCUAGUUUUCUUCUGGCCAUUGCUUUGGCAGCAACAAGCCACACUGAUGCAUUUACAAGAAAUGAUUUUCCAAAGGAGUUUCUCUUUGGUGCUGCCACUUCUGCUUAUCAGUGGGAAGGAGCUGUUGAUGAAGACGGAAGAACUCCAAGCGUUUGGGAUACGACGGCUCACUGUAAUAAUGGAAGUGUUGGAGGAGAUAUAGCUUGUGAUGGGUAUCACAAGUACAAGGAAGAUGUUAAGUUGAUGGCAGAAAUGGGCUUAGAAGCAUUUAGAUUCUCUAUCUCCUGGUCAAGACUUUUACCAAAUGGAAGAGGAGCCAUUAACCCAAAAGGUCUAUUGUUUUACAAGAACCUCAUCAAAGAGCUACGAAGCCAUGGAAUCGAACCACAUGUCACGCUUUACCAUUACGAUCUUCCUCAGUCUCUUGAAGAUGAGUACGGAGGAUGGACCAACCGCAAAAUCAUAGAGGACUUCACUGCUUUUGCAGACAUUUGCUUCAGAGAGUUUGGGGAGGAUGUGAAGUUAUGGACGACAAUAAACGACGCUACGAUCUUCGCUAUUGGUUCUUAUGGCCAAGGAGUAAAUUUUGGACAUUGUACUACAACCAAUGGUUCUACUGGAAAUUUAUAUACGGAAACAUAUAUUGCAGGCCAUAACAUGUUGCUAGCUCAUGCCUCUGUUUCAAAUUUGUAUAAACUUAAGUACAAGAGUAAGCAAAGAGGAUCCAUAGGCUUGAGUAUAUUUGCAUUCGGGUUAUCACCUUAUACAAACUCCAAGGACGACGAAAUCGCAACUGAAAGAGCUAAAGCUUUCCUCUUUGGCUGGAUGUUGAAGCCAUUGGUAUUUGGGGACUAUCCAGAUGAAAUGAAGAUAACCUUGGGGUCGAGGUUACCGGUUUUCUCAGCCGAAGAGUCGGAACAAGUUAAAGGGUCGUCUGACUAUAUAGGAAUUAUUCACUACAUGACUCUCUAUGUCACAAACCAACCCUCUCCUCCUAUCUUUCCUCUCAACACUAACAAAGUGUUCUCUGCAGACGUUGGCGCUUAUAUGAUCCCCAUUGGAAAUUCUUCAUCCUUCACGUUUAAGUCAACUCCAUGGGGUCUUGAAGGUGUUCUUGAGUAUCUAAAACAGAGCUAUAACAAUCCUCCAAUCUACAUUCUUGAAAAUGGUAAACUCAUGAAACACGAUUCGAUGCUACAAGACACAUCAAGGCUUGAAUACAUACAAGCUUACAUUGGUGCUGUGCUCAAUGCCAUCAAGAGUGGUUCAGACACGAGAGGUUACUUCGUAUGGUCGAUGGUUGAUGUGUAUGAGAUAAUAAGUGAAUACGAGCUAAGCUAUGGAAUGUACUAUGUGAAUUUUAGUGAUCCUGGUCUCAAGAGGACUCCAAAGCUCUCUGCUUCUUGGUACACUGGUUUUCUCAAUGGUGCAAUUGAUGUUGCUUCUCAAGAUAUUAUUACUCAGUUGCAACAAAACAACUUCUCUGGCUCUUCUUCAGUGUAAUGUUACAAUAUUUAACGAUUCUUGUUCAUUUGGUUUGAUUUCUUUUAUUCAUAUGGAAAAAAAACUCAAGUGAAAUUUCAAAUGGUGUAUCUUGUGACUUGUGAGACCAAAAUGAGUCCCUCCCACGGUAUUGACCAGGGUUCGAUUCCCUGGAUGCUCAA
This is a messenger RNA of Capsella rubella, 1689 nucleotides long. RefSeq names its product beta-glucosidase 8. Gene Ontology annotation, biological process: carbohydrate metabolic process. The record is from RefSeq and is a predicted model, not a curated record. The transcript is spliced from 13 exons. NCBI's taxonomy places the organism in Eukaryota, Viridiplantae, Streptophyta, Magnoliopsida, Brassicales, Brassicaceae. Gene Ontology annotation, molecular function: beta-glucosidase activity. Bases 5 to 1528 code for a protein of 507 amino acids.